AUGGCUUUGAACUCCCACGACGUCGCAAAAGUCGACUCGUUUAUCAACCGCGAACCCGAAGUUCGCAUUGUCCUCAGACCUAUCGCACCACCCGCAGCACUAGGAUUGGCAGGUUUCGCAGGCAGUACAUGGAUAACAGCAUCGUGGAUUGCCAAUUGGUGGGGCAAUGACAGUUCUCCAACCAUCUUUUUCCCAUUUGUCGCUUUCUGGGGUGGGUUGAGUCAGUUUAUUGCUGGACUUUAUGGGUUCCAUGCGAGAGAUACGUUGGUCAGCGUGAUUAAUACGAUGUGGGGCGCGUUUUGGAUGAGUGAGGGAUUGAUGUUUUUGUUGAACACGGUUGGUGCUUUGCCCGCUGGCGAUAUCCAUGCGCAUUUGCCUGAAUUGGCAUCUUGGUUUGUGGUUUUGGCUGCUUUUACUUGGGUCGGCGCAAUCGCAGCAACCGCCCGUGACGUUAUCCUCGCAACCCUCCUCUUCGCCCUUGCCAUCGGAACAACAAUCGCCUGCUGUCUCUUUGCCUACGGAACUGGAGUUGGAGUCGGCAUCAAAGUAGCCGCUUACUUCUGGAUGUUUUCGUCCUUGCUUGCUUGGUGGCGUGUUGCGGUCUACUUGAUUGAAGAGGCAUAUGGCCCUAAGAGUGGGAUUGCAAAGUUCUUCCCUGUGUUCAGAACUGCUACCGAGAAGAGUGCUCCUAUGGUUGUUCCUGGAUUGGGAGAGCCUGGUGUCAAGAGAGGUAUGCCUGGUGUUAUCUAA
Molecule: messenger RNA, 750 nt
Organism: Aureobasidium melanogenum CBS 110374
Lineage: Eukaryota; Fungi; Ascomycota; Dothideomycetes; Dothideales; Saccotheciaceae
Exons: 3
Coding region: 1-750 (249 amino acids)
Biological process (GO): succinate transmembrane transport; acetate transmembrane transport
Cellular component (GO): plasma membrane
Molecular function (GO): acetate:proton symporter activity
Source: RefSeq, a predicted model, not a curated record